This is a messenger RNA of Tachysurus vachellii, 2081 nucleotides long. Its product is annotated as terminal nucleotidyltransferase 5A-like. Bases 237 to 1409 code for a protein of 390 amino acids. Gene Ontology annotation, biological process: mRNA stabilization. The transcript has 2 exons. Gene Ontology annotation, molecular function: poly(A) RNA polymerase activity; RNA binding. Lineage: Eukaryota; Metazoa; Chordata; Actinopteri; Siluriformes; Bagridae. The record is from RefSeq and is a predicted model, not a curated record.
GCUUAAAUCAGCUCGUGCAGUCCGUGGAGAGAAGUUGACUGGAGUAAAGAUCUGAGACAGGACGAGUGUAACAGCGCGCAGUGUCCUAACCAGCGUCCUGAACUCAUUUAAAUAUGACAGCAGACUGACAGCUUUUAGCAUUCAGUAAACAUCAGUGCGCCGACCAUAGAGACUCUGAAGACACUUCUGUGUUCAUUUAUCUCUAGUUUUAUUUUUAUCCCGGGAUAAAGUUCGCCAUGACGUCGCGCGAGGACGCACAGGAGCAGAACCGGCGCUUCUGCGUCUUGUCGUGGGAGCAGGUGCAGCGUCUGGACUCCAUCCUUGGGGAAAGUGUACCGAUACACGGACGAGGCAAUUUCCCAACACUGUCAAUCUCCCCACGCCAGAUCGUGCAGGUGGUAAGGGCCAGACUGGAGGAUCAAGGUGUGGUCGUCCGUGAUGUCAAACUGAAUGGUUCAGCUGCAAGCUAUGUGCUUUACAAGGACACCGGGUUAGGAUACAAGGACCUGGAUCUGAUCUUUGGCCUGAGUUUGAGUGACGACAGGACGUUUGAUGUGGUAAAGGAGGUGGUCCUGGCCAGCCUGCUGAACUUCCUGCCAGCUGGAGUGAACCGUGAGCGGCUCAGUGCUCUUGCCCUCAAAGAGGCAUAUGUGCAGAAGCUGGUCAAAGUGCGCACUGACACAGACUGCUGGAGCCUCAUCUCUCUUUCCAACAAUACCGGCAAGAAUGUAGAGUUGAAGUUUGUUGACACGCUACGGCGCCAGUUCGAGUUCAGCGUGGACUCAUUUCAGAUCGGUCUCGACUCGCUGCUGCUGUUUGACCGCUGCUCUGAGGCACCUAUGUCAGAGAGCUUUCACCCAACUGUGAUUGGUGAGAGCAUGUAUGGUGACUUUGAGGAAGCUCUGGAUCACCUGCGUUCCAAGAUUAUCGCUACACACAGUCCCGAGGAGAUCCGUGGUGGAGGUUUGCUGAAAUACUGCCACCUGCUGGUGAGUGGCUUCAGGCCAGCGUCGGAGGAGCACAUGAAAACGCUACAGCGCUACAUGUGCUCACGUUUCUUCAUCGACUUCCCAGAUGUAGGUGAGCAACGAAGAAAACUCGAGGCGUACCUUCAAAACCACUUUGCUGGCAUGGAACACAAACGCUACGAGUGCCUGGUGACCCUGAGGAACGUUGUUGAUGAAAGCACCGUAUGCCUGAUGGGUCACGAGCGGCGGCAGACCCUGGCACUCAUCUCAGCACUGGCGCUGCGCACACUCACCGAACAGAACGCCAUCCCUGCGCUCCCUAACGUUACCUGCUACUACCAACCGGCUCCGUACGUGCACGAUGGGAACUUUAGCAACUACUAUGUGGCUCAAGUGCACUCACCUGCACACACUUAUCGGACAUGGCUGCCCUGCAGCUGAAUUCCAAGAAGAGGCAGACGGCUUCAACUUUUAAGUUCUGAGCUGUGUGUAUGAGUGUAUGCCUUUCCAUACACAUCAUGCUCGAGAGAAGAAGAAAAAAAGGGGGAAAUAUUUGUGAUUAUACCUUUUUUUUUUUUACUUAAUUUUUUGUGUACUGUCUCCCAUCUCCACAAAAAUAAUGAACACUGCUGUAGCCAAUAAACAGGUUUGAGCCAUUCUGUUUUGUUUUACGCCAUACUAGUUAUGAAAACUUUCAAAAGUAUGAGGGAAAUGAGAAAAAACAAAUUCUGAAGCAGUACUCAUCCAUUUUUUUGAAAUGUAUAUAGUUUGUUUCUGUAUGUAUAUACAAUAAAAGUUUAUAACUUAAAAAAGUCCCAAUCAUUCUGCAGAAAAAAACAAUCUGACAAGACUUUACAAGAGUGUGCAGGAAGAUAAUGUUCAGGUCUGACUAGGGUUUUUUUAAACUUCUUCCUUAUUUGAAUUUGUGACAACCAAAGAUUUUAUUUUGAGGCUCCCUGUAUUGUAUCUGUGAUUGUGACUAAAGUGCCUGAAACUGACUACAAAACACAAAAGUAUGUAACAGUUUUAUCCUUUGUGAUAUUGUACAGUGUAUUUUAAUUUUCAGCAUCAGGGCAUUUUCUUAUUAAAUAUUGAAUAAAAAAACAAAUUAAA